Nelumbo nucifera (sacred lotus) is the source of this 779-nucleotide messenger RNA. RefSeq lists its product as uncharacterized. The record is from RefSeq and is a predicted model, not a curated record. NCBI's taxonomy places the organism in Eukaryota, Viridiplantae, Streptophyta, Magnoliopsida, Proteales, Nelumbonaceae. Gene Ontology annotation, cellular component: cytoplasm. Gene Ontology annotation, molecular function: protein phosphatase inhibitor activity.
UCAUAUUCUCAAGUCUUGUUCAUCUAUUCAUUUUCUAAUCUGAUUCUUGUUCUUCGUCGUCGACUGAUCUAUUUUCUAUCAGGCUCCAAUUAAAGGCCAGAAAUUCCCUGCUAUACCAUAAGGUGGUGCAAGAAAAAUAUUUUAGGAAUGGAGGGUGACAAAGCACAUCAACAGGAAGGGGAACCUGAACCAUCCAUGCCUUCACCCCAGGAGGAGGAGGAAGCAAUUAAGAAAAAGUAUGGAGGAAUUGUGCCCAAGAAGCCACCACUUAUUUCUAAGGACCAUGAACGUGCUUAUUUUGAUUCAGCUGAUUGGGCACUUGGAAAGCAAGGAGCUCCUGUAGAGAAGCCCAAAGGACCAGUUGAGGCACUUAGGCCUAAAUUGCAGCCCACACAACAACAAACACGGUACCGGAAAUCUCCAUAUGCUCCUGCAGAUGGUGAAGAUGGAAGUAACGCUUCUGAAGAUGCAAGUGCCAAUGACUGAGAGACUGCUGGUAGUCUUUUCAUCUCAAGAUAUCAACUCUUAUCCUUCUAAUAUCUAAAAAGGUGGCUAGUGUCAGCCCAUUGCUCCCAGAAAUAAAAGCAAAGAAAAGCUGUUGAUGUACUUGCCAAAGUAAAGAACCAUAACAAUGUUUCCUAUGACUAGACUCUUACUGCUGGAAUUGCCAGCAAGCCAAUGUCUUUUCUUAGAAAUGGAAUAUUUAUUUUUUCUUUAUUUAGCAAAACUCUCGCAUGGAACUUUUUAACAUGUUAGUUGUACUGAAGCUUAAAUUAUUC